Molecule: messenger RNA, 741 nt
Organism: Trichomycterus rosablanca
Lineage: Eukaryota; Metazoa; Chordata; Actinopteri; Siluriformes; Trichomycteridae
Gene: rbbp9
Product: retinoblastoma binding protein 9
Exons: 5
Coding region: 95-649 (184 amino acids)
Molecular function (GO): hydrolase activity
Source: RefSeq, a predicted model, not a curated record
AAUUGCCAAAUAAAAUCCAAGAGAGAAAGAGUUCAUACUGAGUUUGGGAUGAACUGUAAUUGAUCUAAUACUUAAACCCUGAGCAGCAGAAGUCAUGGUAGUAAAGAAAGUAGUGAUUGUUCCAGGUAACGGUGCAGGUGAUGUUCAACACUGCAACUGGUAUAGAUGGGCCAACAAACAGAUUAAUAAGAUUCCGGGUGUGUGCUGUCAGCUGAAGAACAUGCCAGAUCCAGUGACGGCCAGAGAAAGCAUAUGGCUGCCUUUCAUGGAACAGGACCUGCAAUGUGAUGAAGAGACUGUGAUUAUUGGCCACAGCUCUGGAGCUGCUGCUGCAAUGAGGUAUAGUGAGACACACCAGGUAUUCGGCAUAAUCCUAGUGGGUGCCUACACUUCAGACCUGGGGGAUGAGAAUGAAAAAGAAAGUGGGUAUUUCAAUCGUCCAUGGCAGUGGGAGAAGAUCAGAGAAAAUGUGAAGAACAUUGUUCAGUUUGGCUCCACAGAUGACCCGUUCCUACCAUGGGAUGAGCAGCAAGAAGUAGCAGAUGGACUAAAGGCAGAACUGCACAAAUACACAGAUCGGGGACAUUUCCAGAAUACACACUUCCCAGAGCUGAUCAGUGCUGUUGGAAAACUGAUAAAGGCUGUAUAAGUAGCUGUAGAAUAGCCCUUCUUUUCCCUGAGAGAACUGAAAUUGGUUCCAAUGGACCAAUUUUUAUUAAAAAAAAAAAGCAGUAAUUAUAA